AUGUCUCGAAGCAUCAUCAUCAACACCAGCAUGCCCACCGAGGUGGAACUCAACACGCCCCUCUUCGCCCACGAGUGUCUCUCGGGGGGCCGUGCCACCGCCGACGACCGCCUUGACCGCCCCUUGCGCGACGACGAGCCGCUGCACCCGCCGCACGAGUCGAUGCUGCGCGUGCUGCGGUCGAGGGCGCGCCGCCACUCGCCGCCCGUGCUGUGGGAGGACUCCAACGAGGAGGCCGCCGCGGCUGCGAACCUGAGCCUGCUGCCGGGCGCGGCGUCGAGGAGCAGCCCCUGCCGGAAGGGGGAGCGCGUUGCCGGCAACAGCGCCGCGAGGGCGGGCGAGUCGCUCGAGGAUGUCGAGGGCCUCGCCGGCCCGGGGAGCAUGAUGCCGAUCCACAAGAACGCCAUCAGCUGCGCCUUGUCGUCGAUGGCGCCCAAAAAGCCGUGA
Molecule: messenger RNA, 447 nt
Organism: Ustilaginoidea virens
Lineage: Eukaryota; Fungi; Ascomycota; Sordariomycetes; Hypocreales; Clavicipitaceae
Exons: 1
Coding region: 1-447 (148 amino acids)
Source: RefSeq, a predicted model, not a curated record